Molecule: messenger RNA, 2526 nt
Organism: Anopheles bellator
Lineage: Eukaryota; Metazoa; Arthropoda; Insecta; Diptera; Culicidae
Gene: scro
Product: thyroid transcription factor 1
Exons: 6
Coding region: 16-930 (304 amino acids)
Biological process (GO): regulation of transcription by RNA polymerase II; cell differentiation
Cellular component (GO): nucleus
Molecular function (GO): DNA-binding transcription factor activity, RNA polymerase II-specific; RNA polymerase II cis-regulatory region sequence-specific DNA binding
Source: RefSeq, a predicted model, not a curated record
AGCACGACCGGAAGCAUGGCGAACCCGUACGCGAUGGGCCCCCUGUACCACAGUCCCGGUGUGCAGAGUUACUGCGCGCCGACGGACAACCUGUCGCUGGCCGGCCACUACACCGAUAUGCGCAACUCGGCCGCCGGCUGGUACGGCUCGACCGCCAGUGACCCACGCUUUGCGAUAUCUCGACUUAUGGGCGGCUCGGCCGGCGGUACGAUGGGUCAUGCAAUGUCAAACAUGGGCAGUCUCGCGGCGUGCAGCGUGUCCGACACCAAACCGAUGCAGUUUCCGCUUGCACAGCGGCGGAAGCGACGCGUACUCUUCACGCAGGCGCAGGUUUACGAGCUGGAGCGAAGAUUCAAGCAGCAGAAAUAUUUGUCCGCCCCGGAACGCGAGCACCUAGCCAGCUUAAUACACCUCACCCCCACACAGGUGAAGAUCUGGUUUCAGAACCAUCGGUACAAGUGCAAGCGGCAGGCCAAGGAGAAAGCAAUGGCCGAGCAGAACCAGCACAAUCAGUCAGCCAGCUCACCACGACGUGUGGCCGUACCAGUACUAGUUAAAGAUGGCAAGCCGUGCUCUGGCGGGUCGAACGGCAGCAGCAACAGCAGCAGCAGCAGCAACGGCAGUGCCGGGGCCGGUGGCAGCGCCAGCAACGGGAGUGGCGGCCCGGGCAGCAGCACUUCCGGCGGUAGCGGCAGCAUCGUGAUGCUGAACGACUCGAGCGCCCACUCGCCGGACACGGCCACCGCGGCGCUACUGUCGUCGUACAAUGCCGGCGCCGCCCACCAGCACCAGAUGCUGCAGCAACCGUGCAAUAACGCCCUCAUGUCCAACAGCCUGGCGAUGGCCUACCGGAACCAGAACAACUUCAUGGCCAACAGCCACCAGCAGCAGUGCGGCGGCUACCUGCCGCUGCAGACGCGCGCGUGGUAAUAUUAGUGGACCCAUUUCCGUUUCCGUAUUCCGUCUGGCUAGGGCUGACAUUUUUGCGUGGUUGCGUGUGUGUGCUGUGUCCUUCGGUAGGUCUGCUCUGUACAUACUCUGCGAUCGGCAGUUUCUGCUUUUGCUCUAUUGCUUUCGUUCGGUCGGCACCGAUUUCAAAAUGGCUUCUCCAUCGAAAAUGGAAUCGGCCUUCGUCGGGGUGACGUCACCAAUAUUAUUUACUCCGCAUUGGGCAGAAUUCAGAAGUACCAAAAAAAAAAAUCAAGACAUGGAAAACCGGAAAAACUGUAACCACAUCGCCGAAAGCGCAACGUUCCAAGUGUACCUAAUUCCGGGAUGAACAUAUAUAAAGUAAGAAGCGCACAUACACGCUCACACACCGACACGUUUGUAUAUAACUGUUUUAUUGAGCAUCGAUCAAGACCCCAGGGUGUAGUAUCCGGGCACGCGGAACCGAACAUUCGGUGGUAAAACCGCGGAAUUAUCUCGACGGAACGGCUGGAAAGGGAACCGAAACAUUAGCCGGAGCAAAGAGCAAAACACUAACCCAACCAAUUAUUGUAGCAAAAUCGUUUAAACCCCACUGAAACAUACCGACACCGACCGGCCACAGUUGCACGAGGCGCACUAGUGUUUUGAUCGUUUUGUUUGCCCUGCCAAACUCUAAAUGUUUAUGUCCGCUGAAUCCGGGGCUGAAGACAGAUUGCACAGAUUGGGAAUGGCGCGACAAAGAGAAUUAAUUAUAAUAUAUUAACGAUCGUACGUAAGGUAAUUCGUAUUAACGGCUAGGGCAGAACGAUUGUGUCGCUGGCAUUGACGGACCCCGUUGGCACGCAAAAACAAACAAACGCAGAAAUCGAUGGAAUUUCUAUUCAACACAUUCAAUUACGGAAAUGGGUAUUGGUAACGAAACAGGACGAAGGAAGGCCGGAAGGCUGGCGGGCCGCAGCACUCAUCUCAUUCCGGUGCGUCGUCGUCAUUAUUUUCGAUGCACUUAAUCGGCGGCCAAACAAACUACGCAAGCGUCCCGAAGAAUGAGGUUUGCGGAUGAGUAGGUGAAAAUAAAUAAUAAUUAAAUACAACACAAAACCAGGGCAAUGCAACGUGUGUCCGCACACGGAGCAAGAGAGCAAGUAGCAAAAUUGUACAGUUUGCGGCUAAGGACGAAACAGAUGAUUCCAGAAAUGAUUUUUAAAUGAUAAAAUAAAGUAAAUAAACACUGAACGAAAAUGCCAAUGCGUUAGUGGUGCGUGUGGUUCGUGAGAAAAUAGAUACAGUAUAGUGUUGCAGCCACUUGUUUGUCACUAACGCCAGCGCACCCCGAGCACGUUCCCGAGCACGUGAAACACCAACCGGCGUCUGGCGUGCCGAGCGCAAGGUUGGGCAGGGUAGCCAGCAGCAGUAUCAAUGAUAAAGGUCCCGAAUAGGAAAUGUGCAAAUCAUUCGUAGUUCGUAGAGACUGGCCGGCCGGCCAGCCAGCCAGCCAGCAAACGUUUGCAAGUCAUAUGUAAACUCAGCCCGUGUCGAGGUGGUGCGAGAUUAAGGAGUAUGCGCAAAGCUAACCCCGGAGCAGGGCCGGAUAAGAAA